Humulus lupulus (European hop) is the source of this 312-nucleotide messenger RNA. RefSeq lists its product as uncharacterized. NCBI's taxonomy places the organism in Eukaryota, Viridiplantae, Streptophyta, Magnoliopsida, Rosales, Cannabaceae. The record is from RefSeq and is a predicted model, not a curated record. The coding region runs from base 1 to 312 and encodes 103 amino acids. The transcript has a single exon.
AUGAGGUUGUUCUCCUAUGAAAAUGCUAAGGAGAAAACUAAGAGCUGGCAUGAUCAGAAAAUUCAUGCUCAGGUCUUUGAGAAGGGGCAGAAUGUAUUGCUCUUCAACUUGUGCUUAAAUUUAUUUCCUGGCAAGUUAAAGUCCCGCUGGUCUGGCCCAUUCACAUUGAUGCAAGUUUACCCCUUUGGAGAAGUUGAAGUUCGUGAAGAUCAAUCCGGAAGGGAGUUUAAAGUGAAUGGGCAGCGACUGAAACAUUAUUGGGGAGGUGAGGUCAACCGCGAGAAGACCUCCAUCACUUUGGAGGAUCCUUAA